Colletotrichum orchidophilum is the source of this 1140-nucleotide messenger RNA. RefSeq lists its product as uncharacterized. The coding region runs from base 1 to 1140 and encodes 379 amino acids. The record is from RefSeq and is a predicted model, not a curated record. The transcript has 3 exons. Gene Ontology annotation, molecular function: hydrolase activity. NCBI's taxonomy places the organism in Eukaryota, Fungi, Ascomycota, Sordariomycetes, Glomerellales, Glomerellaceae.
AUGGCACCGCGAUCUCCUGAAGAGCUCCUCGCUUAUGGCAUCCCGGACCCUCUCAUCGAAGCCGAACUCGCCGCCCGGCCUCUCCGGGAUCCGCAGCGUGGCGACCCCAACCGUGGACAAGAUGGCUUCUUCGCCAUGCGCGAACAUCGAGCGACGCGCUUGCGUGAGUCUCAUCACCUGCGCUACCUCCCUGGUCCCACCCCGGAGCAGGUCCGCGAGGAGGACCGCAAAAUCAUCGCGAGAGACGGGCACGAACUCACACUCCGGGUCUACACCCCUGUGAAGAUUCCCUCUGGAGGCAGCCCGCUCAUCGUCAUGUACCACGAGGGCGGGUGGUGUAUGGGCGAUCUCUCGGACGAAGAGGUAAACUGUCGCCUGUUCAGUAGGGAUCUGGGCGCAGUCUGCAUCAAUGUCGAAUACCGUCUCGCCCCCGAGUUUCCCUUCCCAACCGGCAUCAAUGAUAGCUGGGACGCGUUACAAUGGGUCAGCUUAAUCGUAGCAUCUCCCUCGACUGAAACGCGUGCUGACCCUCAAACUUUGUUCCAGGCUGCUAAGAACGCAACCGAACUAGGCGCAGACCCUUCCCGGGGCUUCAUCAUCGGCGGCGGCUCCGCCGGCGGGAACAUCGCCGCCGUCCUCGCCCACCUCGCCCGCGACAACAACCUCUCCCCGCCGCUCACUGGGCAGUACCUCUGCGUUCCCCCCAUCAUGUGCAUGUUGCCCCCAGAAUUCAUUCCCGAGCAAUACCGUCCCGAAUAUCUUAGCCAUCCCUCCGUCACGCCAUGCAAAGACCCGGUCAUAGGCAGCAACGCUGGUGAUGCAGAAGCGGGCCUGCGCGCCAUCGUCCAGCCCGACAUGGAGAGUCCUCUCUUCAUCCCGUUCCACUUUGGAAGAAUCGGUAAAGGUCACAAGGGGUUACCGCCUGCUUAUCUUCAGCUGGCUGGAUUGGAUCCUUUGCGAGACGAAGGCCUCAUCUACGAACGGGUGCUGAGAGAAGAAGCCGGGGUGAAGACGAGGCUUGAUGUGUACUCUGGGCUUCCUCACUACUUCUGGACCAACUUCCCACUCCUGGAGAAGAGUAAAACUUUUGUGGAAGACACGAUCAAGGGUGUUCAGUGGCUAUUGGAACAAAAGAAGUAG